Molecule: messenger RNA, 621 nt
Organism: Penicillium chermesinum
Lineage: Eukaryota; Fungi; Ascomycota; Eurotiomycetes; Eurotiales; Aspergillaceae
Product: HAD family hydrolase
Exons: 1
Coding region: 1-621 (206 amino acids)
Source: RefSeq, a predicted model, not a curated record
AUGGCUGUCAAAGCCGUCGUAUUCGACCUCCUGACGGCUCUACUGGACAGCUGGACCCUUUGGAAUGCAGCAGCAAACAACGACCCGGAGCACGGCCGAAGAUGGCGAGCCCGCUAUCUGGAGUUGACUUUUGGCUGUGGCGCUUACAAGCCGUAUGAGGAGCUGGUUCGAAUUUCCGCCGCGGACGUAGGUCUACCUGAAGAAGCGCCGGCGGCACUGAUUGCCGACUGGGACCAGUUACAGCCUUGGCCCGAGGUGAAGGCUGUUCUCAGCGAGCUCAGAGACAAGGGCUAUAAGCUUGGAGUAGUUUCCAACUGCUCGAUCGGACUUGGACGUCGGGCUCUUGCUCGAUGCGAAACGGAUUUUGAUGCUUUUGUUACUGCCGAAGAAGUCGGGUUCUAUAAACCACACCCGAAUACCUACGGAGCUAUCUUGGCUGCUCUGGGGGUGAGCGCUGAGGAAGCAUUGUUUGUGGCUGGAAGUAAUGGCGAUGUGGUGGGAGCUGCAAAAUCUGGGAUGCAGGUUGUUUGGCACAAUCGAAUCGGGUUGCGCGCCUUACCAGGUUCUUCACCAUUGGUUGAAGCCAAGUCCUUGGAUCGUGCCUUAAGCCAUUUUUUAUAA